Molecule: messenger RNA, 1630 nt
Organism: Alternaria rosae
Lineage: Eukaryota; Fungi; Ascomycota; Dothideomycetes; Pleosporales; Pleosporaceae
Product: HAD-like domain-containing protein
Exons: 3
Coding region: 211-1497 (428 amino acids)
Biological process (GO): glycerophospholipid biosynthetic process
Cellular component (GO): mitochondrion
Source: RefSeq, a predicted model, not a curated record
CCACAUAUCCACUUACCCACAUACCCACAGUUCUCUCCGCUUCCUUUGAGGGGUUUUCUGGAGACAUUACCUACCUAUCGGGCUCGCAAACUAUAAAGGCUGUUGAACUUCCAGCGUUUUCAGGCUUGCUCAGACCACAACUGUACAACUUCUUGCAACAAACACACGUUGCAAACUUCCUCGAACCCAAACUCCACACAUUCUAUCACCAUGUCGGCACCUUCCCUAGCAGCCCCUUCAACGGGCAUGCGUCGCCUCUCUGCCAGUGAGGCCACCAGCGACAACAUCAAGAUGGGCCCAACGGUCGUCGUUCCCCCACAACAUCUCAUGGCUCCGUCGUCAAAAGCAUCCGAGAUUGCUAGUGCCUUUGAGACCGCUAGACAUCACCUUGACGCUGCCAACACUCCUGGAUCUCCUGGCUACACCCCCCCGGAGACUUCCGUUACGGACAAAUACGCCUUCGCUUUUGAUAUCGAUGGUGUCCUCAUCCGAGGCGGACGACCCAUCCCAGAAGCCGUUGAAGCCAUGAAGAUGCUCAACGGUGAGAACGAGUACGGCAUUGUUGUACCAUACAUUUUCGUCACAAACGGUGGCGGCAAGACUGAAGCCGAGCGAUGCGUGCAACUCAGCAAGCAAAUGGAGAUGGAAGUAUCGCCUGGACAAUUCAUUUGCGGACACACACCCAUGAGGGAGAUGGCAGAGAAGUACAAGACCGUUCUCGUCGUUGGAGGCGAGGGCGAGAAGUGUCGCAUUGUCGCCGAGGGUUACGGCUUCAAGGAUGUCGUUACUCCAGGAGAUAUCAUCAAGGACAACCAAGAUACCACACCAUUCCGCAAGCUCACUGAGGAAGAAUACAAGAACUCGCGAGUCCGUAACUUCGCUGAGGUUGACAUUGACGCCAUUUUUGUUUUCGCCGAUUCCCGCGAUUGGGCAUCGGAUCAGCAGAUCAUCCUCGACUUGCUGAUGUCGAAGAACGGUCGUCUUGGAACCCGAUCUGCCAACUUCGACGAAGGUCCACCAGUCUUCUUCUCCCACAACGAUGUCGUCUGGAGUGCUUCUCACGACCUUACCCGUAUUGGUAUGGGCGCUCUCCGUGUCUCGCUCGAGGCCAUGUUCAAGGCUGUUACUGGUCGCGAGCUCAAGACAACCGCAUUUGGCAAGCCUCAGAUUGGCACUUUCGAAUUCGCUACCCGCCUUCUUGCCGAGUGGCGUCGCGACACCCACGGUAUCGACUCGGCUCCAUCAACUGUCUACUUUGUAGGUGACACACCCGAGUCCGAUGUGAGGGGUACCAACGAGUACAACGAGCACACCGACUCCGCAAACUGGUACUCUAUCCUAGUCGAGACUGGUGUCUACCAGCGCGGCACCACACCUCGCUUUGAGCCCAAGGCUAUCGUGAAGAACGUUCUGGAUGCUGUCAGGCACGGCAUGGAGCGCGAGUACAAGAAGGCCCUCCGGGAGAGCAUGAUGGAGACUGGUGUGCUUGAGGAGUAGAAGUCUUUUGACUCUCUUCUCUCUUUCUCUUGUUUGCUUUUCGUUAUGCAUAGCACGGCGUAUGGGUAGUACCUCAUUUGAUUUCGGCAACUAUAAUGCAGCAGUCGCUAUAGGUCAUGGACAUAGCUAGAUC